CUGUCAGUGUUGCCAUGUCACUGCUUAAAAACAGCAGCACUGACCCGUUUCCCUUUUUUUACAAUUUUCUGCUUCCUCAUUUCUCAGUUUUUCCAGCUUUUGACAAUUCAGCGAUGAUUUGAAUAUGCUGUGAGUGUGUUCAGUGUGAGGACUCACGCUCACACACUCCUCCUGCUCGCUUCAUACUCAAACUCGUCUAGCAACACAAAUCCGGGCACAUUUUUGUCUCACACACCGACAGAGCAACACUACAGGUCUGAGGUUAUGGGGCUGAGACACGCUGGAUCCAUCCGCACAGACACACGCUGAGAUGACUCUGUUGCUAAUGUGAGUUAUUGGGAGGUCAGAGAAGAAGGAGCAGAGGGGUUUUCUGUUCUUCAGUGAUCUCACGAUGAUGUCUUUACAUGAACCCUGAUCCGCUGUUUGCACCGCAACACGUUUGGGCCACGAUGUCUCUUUCACAGCAGGUUCUGGUGAACUAUGAAUACACCUACACUGCUCGAGAUGGCAGAAACGUGUCGAUUAAACCUAAUGAGCACUACAUAUUAGUAAACAAGACCAACGAGGAAUGGUGGCACGUCCAAAAGGAUGCAGCAGACAAACCUUUCUACAUCCCAGCAAAAUACGUGACCGAACUCCCAGCUGAGACCGGCCAAACUCCAUUGGACCCUCCGGAAGAGUUUAGUGGAUAUGAAUCCCUCCAGUUCGGCUCACACACAGAUCCUGCUGAGGUCACGCUUCGAGUUCCUGACUCUAUAAAACGAGACACAGAGAAGGACGGUCAUAGGAUAUCAACAUUUAUUAUUCCAAAGGAAUUCUUUGAACUCAAGGGUUUGGAUCCAGACCCCAUAAAGACUGAAGCAGAGGCUGGUCCUCUCGUAUCCUCCAACACUUCGUCUCCAACUAAUGGAGAAACAGCAGGCUUUAUUAUACUGCCUCCGCCUGUAUAUACAGUUAACACAACACAGUCCACGGAGACAGACACCAGGUCAGUGGAUGAUCCUAAAGAUUCAGCAGGGAGGCCGCGUGUGGACUCAAGCACUAUUGAUGAAGACAUUCAGAUGCUCAAUAGAGCAGGUUGGAGUGAAGUAUUGGAGGUCAUGGGUAAAGAGAAGAAUGUUUAUGAGAGUUUGGAUGCAGGGAGAGAACCCGAAUCCCCAAAAGAUGAAGCUGACACGACUGUAAACACAAUUCCUGUUACACCAGAGCCCAUGGUGGAGGAUGACAGCGCCCUCACAGCGGUGUAUGUGAACAUCCCUCGGAGGCGUCAAACGCCCAUCAACAACUCCAGCCCCAUCACUUCUUCACUGCAGGACUUUCCAGAGCCUCCCGAAAACUUCCUUCUGGACUCAGGAGGAUGGCAGGUCCACACUGACGACCAGACCGGCCAAGAGUUCUACUAUCAGCCCUCCACCGGCCGCAGCACCUGGGAGAAUCCGCUCAGCAGCCGCUCAAUGGAGUCGUCGGUGGGCACAGAAGGGGGUCGAUCCCCUCCGUCUUUCCCUCAGUCUCCUGCCUGCUCGCCGGUAGCUCCUGCUCUGCGCAGGUGGAGCUCGGACUGGGAGAAGGUUCUGGAUGAGAACACAGGCAGACAUUAUUUCUUUAACACUGUGUCAGGUCAGAGCUCAUGGGAUCCUCCGGAGGACGUCAACUCACCUGGACAGCUGAUGUUUCUGGAUGAUUGUCCGCCUCCACUUCCAGAGGAAGAUUACCCUGCAUCCCCUGAGCUAGAGGAGGCGUCUCCUGUCUCCAUCCCAGCAGAGUAUUCUCUGAUUCAUGUGAAGAAGGUCUCCAUCCCGCGGGUCAGUCUGGACCGCAGCAGUCCGGCCGGCUGGAGUCUCGACAUCGACUCUGAGGGUACCUGGACCUUCACCAGCGAAUACACGCAGGAGCAGUGGAUCAAGUCGCUCGACGAUCAGGGACGGACGUACUAUUACCUGAGAGACGGAAGCAAGUCCCAGUGGAAUUUACCUGAGUACUCUGCCAGUCCAGGACAGUAUGGAGUGGGAAACGGGGCCUCAGGAGAGCAGGACACAGUGGGAUCCAACUGGAGACACAGUGCAGGAUACCCAGAUGAUAAGAAUCAUUCAUCAUAUAUUCAGAAUACAUCAGACAGUGAAGCCUCCAGCUCUCCCGAUACUCCACACAACGUUUCAAAUUUGGAGAAGGCUGGAAUACUGAAUAAAACAAAGGUGUCUGAAAAUGGGAAGAAAGUCAGGAAGAACUGGGGUCAUUCCUGGACGGUUCUCCAUGGAGGAAUACUGACCUUCCAUAAAGACCCGAAGUCCACACCAGCCGGAGCAUCGAGCAAGACAAAUCAGAUACUCCCAGAAUUCACAGUGGAUCUGAAAGGCGCCACAAUUAACCGGGCGCCCAAGGAGAAAUCAAGCAAGAAAAACGUUCUGGAGCUUAAGACUCGGACUGGUGCCGAAUACUUGAUCCAGUACGACACUGAUAGCAUCAUCCAAGAUUGGUAUAAAGUUAUCUUAGAUACCAUACACCAGCUGAAUGGGGAUCAGCAUCACUCUGAAGAAGAGGAGGAGGUCAUUGAGAAAUCUCCAACCUUAGACAGAGAGGAGAGACCCUUUGAAAAACGAACUAUGAGCACUGCAUCUCGACAGCCUUCAACCAGUUCCACAUCUGAAGCGGAACAGAAGAAAGUUCGCACCAAACUGAAGAAGUUCCUCCUGAAGCGUCCCACACUGCAGUCCGUCAAAGACAAGGGUUACAUCAGAGAAAAUGUGUUCGGAUGUCAUCUGCACAAUCUCUGCAGCCAGGAGAAGACCAGAGUGCCCAGCUUUGUGGAGAAAUGCAUUCGGGCCGUUGAGAAAAGAGGUCUAGAAAUCGAUGGACUCUACAGAGUCAGUGGGAAUCUGGCGGUUAUCCAGAAACUGCGCUUCAAAGCAGAUCAUGAGGAUCUGGACCUGGAGGAGGGAAACUGGGAUAUUCAUGUGAUCACAGGAGCGCUGAAACUCUUCUUCAGAGAACUGCAGGAGCCUCUCUUUCCUUACAACCUCUUCAAUGAGUUCAUCUGUGCAAUUAAAACCCCUGAUUAUUACAGUAAGAUAUCGCACAUGAGGAAUCUGGUUCGGUCUUUACCUCCACCCAACCAUGACACAAUGGAGGCUCUCUUCAGCCAUCUACGCAGGGUUAUUCAGCAUGGCAAUGAGAACAGAAUGACUGUUCAGAACGUGGCCAUCGUCUUCGGCCCGACGUUACUCAAGCCUGAGGAGGAGACGGCAAGCAUCGCAACUUACAUGGUCUUCCAAAACCAGAUCGUGGAAUUCUUACUCAGCGAAUUCGAGUCAAUCUUCCACAUGUAAUCGACCUGAACUUGCUCUUGACACAAACCCCCACUCAAAUGCUGGAAAUAACGAGAGAGGAGAUGCAAAACUUCGUAACAACUCUGUAAAGGAAAACCUCUCUACACAGCAGGUUUCGAAUAGAGAUGCUGCAAAAAGCUAGAAUGUAGCCUCUUUAAUUAAUAUAUUAAUACACCUGAAACAGAAGCAGGUUUUUUAUGAGGAGUAUUAAAUAUUGAAGGAGAAGCAGACAUUUUUUGCUGUUGGUUUACUCUCGCUUAAGCCAUCGGGAUGGAUGUGUCGUCAUUAUCUGCAUGAAACAUUAAAGAGGAUUUUUAGCUUUAACUGUGGUUCUUGAUGAUUUACAAAAUGCCUGUCAAAAGCACUUUAACUCUCAACAGGCAAAAUUAAAGAAAUCACUAUGGCUCCUUAUGAUAAAUUAAGUUCUUGUGAAGCAAAAUAAUGAUUCUGGGCAAGAAAUUGUAGAGUAUUUACAUCAUUAUUACAUAGACCGUUAAUACAACAAACUGUAACACACUGUUUAUUACAACUUUAGAAAUACAGUUGAAAACCAAAUGAUUAGCUCCUAUUUUUCAUAUUUCCCAUCUGCUGUGUAAUAGAUGGUAGCUCAAUGGGUAGCACUGUCGCCUCACAGCAAGAAGGUUGCUGGUUCGAGUCCUGGCUGGACCAGUUGGCAUUUGUGUGUGGAGUUUGCAUGUUCUCUCCAUGUUGGUGUGGGUUACCCCCACAGUCCAAGCACAUGCGCUAUAGGUGAAUUGGGUAAACAAAAUUGGCCGUAGUGUAGUGUGUCUGUGAAUGCGAGUGUGUAUGGGUGUUUCCCAGUACUGGGUUGCAGCUGGAAGGGCAUCUGUUGCUCUAAAAUAUGUUCUUUUUAAAUGUCUGGGUAUAAAAUUGAAAUAUUUUCCCUUUUAAACACACUAUAUCUUAUUUUGAGAAACAUUUAAAAUAUUUUGAAACAUUAAACGUCAGGCUAAAUGAAUUAUUGACUUCUGAUGUCUUCAUUUCUUUAAAAAAUAGAUUUUUUUUAACUAUUUAAAACAGCAUCUCUGGAUAUCUUUUCUGCUGAAGAUACUGUUGUUCUAAAAAAACAACAAAAAAACAUAAAUAAAAAAUCUUACACACACCUUAGGAACGGUAUUGCAGUAAAUUUUGACGGUUUUAAAACCUUGACUUUUCUAAACCGCGAUAUACUUUGAAAACGGUUAACGUCUCAUGUCAGAGACUAAACCGAAGAAUCCAUUCAAACCAAUGAAUGAAUGAAUGUUUAAUAGAGCAAGGACAUUUUUCAGAGUAUUUCCUAUUAUUUUCUUCCAAAGAAAGUCUUUCUUUGAUUAUUUUUUGUUUUAAGCUCAAACAAAAAGACUGCUAAGGUCAAUAUUUUUCGAUUUUGUUUUGAUUGUCUACAGAGCAAACCAAUGUUGUCCAAUGACUUGCCUAAUUAACCUAAGCUGCCUAAUUAUCCUAGUUAAGCCUUUAAAUUGCACUUUAAGCUGAAUAGUAGUAUCUUGCAAACUAUUAUGUACUGUCACCUUGACAAAAAAGAAAUAAAUUAGUUAUUAGAAAUAACAGUUAAUAAAAUAAUUCAAAUUUCACAGGAAGGCAAUUAGAGGUCACAGGAGGCUUGCACCAUCCAAAUUCAGGUAAUGUUUAAAUAUUAUUAUUAUUUAUUUAUUUUUUUUUUUGCAUAGCCUGAUGUUUGCUUCAUAAGACCUCAACUUAUCAUCAAAAGCCUGGGGUGUUACUUUUAUUUUGCCUUUUUAUUAUGUUUUUUUAGCACUCUUAUAGUGCUCAUAGCUGUUAACCUGCAUUUCAUGAAUCACCAAGGAGCCCUGUUUCAGAUCUAAUAACUCUUUAAUGGAAGUAAAUCAACAGCAAGUUUUCUUUUGCGAGUGAACUAUCCCUUUAAGACGAGCUGCCAUGAACAUUUUUCUAAGAAUAUUAGUAAGCUUUCUUUAUCGAAUGGUCUGCAGCUCCUCCACUUUAUUUCUUGCUCUUUUAAAAGAGGUCAGCAGUAAAUAAUAAUAUUGCUUUUCUGUGGUAUUUUGCAUUCCUGUAGAGUUGUGUGAAACACUGAACGUUUUUACCCUUUUCAUUUGUGUUGGCAAUGUAAUAUUAGAUAUACGAUACUGAACUGCAACAUGCUUAUGUUUAGUUUAUGUUCAAUUUACUUUCUCUUCUUCUAAUACUUGCAUUUGUAACAUAGAACGUUAUGAGGAAAACGUACUGCAGGACCUGGAAUUGGAAAUUGGAAAUGCUAAGUUGUACAUUGUCAUUUAAAGGCACAAUAUUUUAGAUCUUCUGGUACCAAAAUAUAGAACCUGUGAAAUUUGCACAUAGAUGAGCAUUAAUAUUUUGUGGAAAUUGGCACACUUAUAUUUAGCAAUAAUCACUGUAAGAUGUUUGAAGGCACGUGUGUGUGUGUGUGUGUGUGUGUGUGUGUGUGUGUGUGUGUGUGUGUGUGUGUGUGUGCGUGUGCGUGUGCGUGUGCGUGUGCGUGUGUGUGUAUAGAAAAGGCAUAUUUAUGCUGUACAUUACCUGAAGUAAGCAAGCUUUUAAUAAAGUAACUCUUUUAUAAAUUAA
This is a messenger RNA of Danio aesculapii, 5903 nucleotides long. RefSeq names its product Rho GTPase activating protein 27 (gene arhgap27). Gene Ontology annotation, molecular function: protein binding. Gene Ontology annotation, biological process: signal transduction; regulation of GTPase activity. Lineage: Eukaryota; Metazoa; Chordata; Actinopteri; Cypriniformes; Danionidae. The record is from RefSeq and is a predicted model, not a curated record. Gene Ontology annotation, cellular component: cytoplasm. Bases 405 to 3323 code for a protein of 972 amino acids. The transcript is spliced from 18 exons.